This is a messenger RNA of Abrus precatorius (Indian licorice), 629 nucleotides long. RefSeq lists its product as uncharacterized. The record is from RefSeq and is a predicted model, not a curated record. NCBI's taxonomy places the organism in Eukaryota, Viridiplantae, Streptophyta, Magnoliopsida, Fabales, Fabaceae. The transcript is spliced from 3 exons. Bases 57 to 329 code for a protein of 90 amino acids.
GAAUCGAUCAAAGAGGAGAGUGUGAGAGAGGUGAGUGGUGAAGGAGGAAGAAGAAGAUGAGUGAGCCAAGGCCGGUUCCGAGGAGAGAGAGUCCAUGGGGAAUUACCGGAGAUAAUCACCCUGAACCCAAAGCUCACCGCUGCAACGACCGUCUUGAGGAUGUUAUUCAGGCUUGCUUUGAGGGAAACCCAUUCAAGACAGUUCCAGGUCCUUUCAAGCUCUUCUGGCAGUGCAUGCGUUCAAAGCCUGGAGAGGAACCAACAGAGCCAUUUACAUAUCUGGAUUUGGAUCCUCCAAAGAGAGAGCCAAAACCAGAGAAACUUGAGUAGUGCCACUUUUGUUUGCAAACGCCUUAACUGAUUUGGCAUUGUAGCGUCCUUCAGUGGUUUCAGCUUUUCUCUCGGUGUGGAUGGUUAUGCGAAGAAAAUACGUAACUAAAUUGUUUUUUGUUGCUUAUUUCCCAAUGUAAAACAGACGUCUCAUGCCUCUUUGUUCUGCUCUUCAAUGUUACUUGCUCAAUAAAUAAAGCAUGGCUAGGUGUGUUCUUGUAGAACUUACAUGAUAAGUUGUUAGAUGUUAUAACACCCUUAUAUGUGUAUGAUAAAUUUGUUUAUUUCUCAUAUUUUGUG